CUCCGUCGAUACAGAAGGAAGACGAGGAAGAGAAGGAGGCGGAGGCAGAUCGCGGAGAAGCGGGGAGAGCAUCUCUUCUUCCCUCGUUUGUCAGGUCCUGACUGGAAGCGGAGGGAGGCAGCGGGACGGAGGAGAGGAUGGAGGGGGAGACGCAGUUUCUUUGUGGCGUGGUGGAAGGUUUCUAUGGGAGGCCAUGGUCUAUGGACCAGAGGAAGGUUCUCUUCCAGUGGAUGCAGUGCUGGGGGCUGAACACUUACUUGUAUGGCCCAAAAGAUGACCUCAAACACAGACUUUUGUGGAGGGAAGUCUAUUCUCCCGAGGAGGAGGCUCAGUUGCGUACUCUCAUAGCGGAGGCUCAGUCGAGAGGCCUGAGGUUUGUUUACGCCCUCUCCCCUGGUCAGGACAUCGUCUUCUCUUCUUCCUGUGACCUGACAUUGCUCAAGCGCAAGCUCAGACAGGUAUCAGACCUGGGUUGUCAGGCGUUUGCCAUACUGUUUGAUGACAUUGAUCAUUCCAUGUGUCAGGCCGACAGCGAGGCCUUCUCCUCAUUCGCCCACGCUCAGGUCACAGUAACCAAUGAGAUCUACCGGUUCCUGGGGGAACCACCCGUCUUCCUCUUUUGCCCAACAGAGUACUGUGGUUCUUUGUGCUCUCCCAGCGUGUCUAAGUCUCCAUACCUGCAGACUGUUGGGGAGGACCUACUACCCAACAUAACAGUAAUAUGGACAGGCAGCAAGGUCAUCUCCAGGAAGCUUUCUGUAGAGUGCCUCGCUGAGGUGGGGUCUGUCCUCCAGCGGCCGCCGCUCAUAUGGGACAACCUGCACGCCAACGACUACGACUCCAGACGUCUCUUCCUGGGGCCCUUCAAGGGGCGAGAGCCUCAGCUGAGGAGCCACCUCAGGGGCCUGUUACUCAACCCUAACUGCGAGUUUGAGGCCAACUACAUCCCACUGCACACACUAGGGAGCUGGUACAGAACUGGAGAAGAGGGUAAAGAUGAUGAGUGUGAGUACUGUCCUGACAAAGCUCUGUCUGCUGCACUACAUGACUGGAUGGACGAACUCAACCAGCCGUUACAAGCAGGUCGUCAGAGCACACGAGGAGACCAGCGCUCGUCCGCUCCGUCGUCGCGCUGCAAACCGGCCGAUGCAGCCGACAGCCCCUCCGCCCUAAGGGGGACCUGCGCUGUGGCCAAGCUCCCCGUCUUCCCCUUGAAUUCCAGUUCACCCCCUCCGUCACCCACUAAGGUAAAAGGGGAGAGGUCACACCAGCCCAAUCAGCUCAGCCACCAAACUCCAGGGACGCGACCUGGGCUGCCUUCAGGUGGAGGGCGGGGGCAGAAAGCCCCGGGUCGGGGGUCCUGUAGUGGGAAAGGCCUGCUCAGCGAGUCCCAGGUGCGCCUGCUGGUCGGUCUUCAUUUUCUGCCCCAUGAACACGGCCCGGCUGCUCAGAAGCUCUUACAGGAUCUGACCUGGCUGAAAAGCAACUGCCACCUGGUCGGCACCAGCAACAAAAAGUCACCACCCCAGAAGGUUGACGAGUGGCGAGGUCGGUCCUCCAGGUUCCUGUCUCUGUGUGAAGACAUAGCCCAGCUCCACUGCAGUGUGGUCGGCGGAGCCAACAGGGCUGUGCUCUAUGACCUUUACCCUUAUGUGUGGGACCUGAGGAACAUGGCUCUGGUGGCUAAGGCCUUCAUAUGUUGGCUAGAUGGACGAGUGUUGAGUGACAGCUCCACCUUGGCUUCCUGGAGGAACUGCUUUCAUUGGUGCGGAAAGACGACUGGAGCCGACCUGCUGGGAGUGGAUUCAGAGCCGUGGGUGUUCAAAGGGGGCGUGUCUGGAGAGGUGCAGAUGAUUCUCCCAGUUGGCAACAGCAGUGAGCUCUUCACUCAUCCUCCUCCUCUAUUUCCCACUUCUCGUCUGUACAACAUCAGGCCCUAUCACAGCAAGGACAAGGCUGAGUUGUAUCGAAUGGUUCGCCAACUUCACCUGAGAACUCAGGGUGGCCAGGGGUCCAGCGCCGCUCACCCAGAUGUCGUAGGAGACAGGUGUCUCGGGCCGUGCCUGGCGCUGUGCCCUGAGUACAGUUUCGUCCUGGAGGAUGAGCUGGGCGUGUGCGGGUGCGUGUUGGGCGUCUUGGAUGUUCGCACCUUUGCAAAGCGUUGCCAGGCCAGCUGGAUGCCGGCCAUGAGGGACAAAUACCCACCCAGAGGAGGGAACGCACACCCGAACACGCAGGACUUGCUCCAGCUGAUGGAGGAGGACCAGGGGGAGUACCCGGACUCCCUGCUCUACCACUUCCCCUCCCAGCUGCGACUGGACGCUCUGCCUGAGCUGGUGGACAUCAGCGUGAGCCGCAUCCUGCUCACAGCCCUCCUCACGGCGCUCAAGGCCAAUGGUUCUCAGGGUGUGUUCUGCGAGGUGCAGCCAACAGACCGGCAAAGGCUGGAGUUCCUGACCAAACUGGGCUUCCUGGAGAUCCUCCGAGGAGAAGCCAGGAGCAGAGAGGGAGUGGUGCUGGGGAGGCUGCUCUGAGCACACGCAUGCACACACACGCACACACACAACACCAAAAACACGUGAAGCUAUACAACAGAUACACAAAGGCACAGGAUAUCCACAGAAAGAGGCGAGAACACAGUGUGUACAGCGUAGAGGCAUCUCGGCUUUGCAGAGAAGCAGGAUCUGUAUUCUCUCCAUCAGGGGAGAAACCCGUUGGUAGGAAACAAUCCCGGGUUGUGUGUGGCAGUAAUGGGGAUUUAGAAAAUAUAAAAUGAGCUUUGAAUUUAAACCUUCUGUGGAGCUAUGCUAAUCUUUCCCUGCUUCUCCUCUGCCUGUCUGGGGAUUAUGAGCUUUAGUUUCAGGAAAGGCAAAAGCAGAAUGGUGUGAGGUGGGAGAAGAGCGUCAGAUCACAGCAGCACCCGGGUUUGUGUGUGCCACCUUCAGUUUUAAAGAGCUAUAAUUAAUAGAUCACAUGGUCCUGUCCAAAAUGUCCUAUAAAUAGUCUAGUCUAGCUCUGUGCACCAUUUACAGCAUUUUAGCUUAUUUGUCUGCCUGUCACUGCUGUGCUCAGCGUUGUGUAAAGUCUGUUUUGAGGUAAAAACUCUGGAUAGUCAGACUCGACUUUGCAAUUUUACAAGCUUCAGCUUUCUUUUUAAAGUGAAUUCUUUCCUUCUGUGUAUAGAAAACCUGGAGCUAAAGCUUCACAGGGAGCAAAGGGGACCAGUCUACAGACCACCGAUUUAUUUUCUACCUGAAACUAGUUUUCACUUACUGUAGUUUUCUCUUGAAAGACACGUUUAGUGACAUUUGUUUGUGCUAAGCUACAAGGUGCUUUGUGUAAAAUAAUGUUCUCCUUUAUGACUGUGGUUGGACUGCAGUGAUCUUGCGCUCUGCUCCCUUUGCCUUGAUAAGAUUUUUUUUCUGAACAGUUACAGUAGAGUUGAUCUUGUCCUGUUCCUCUGGGGUAACAGCGUCUGCCCUUGUCAGACCGAACCCAGGCAUGACGUCACUGUUUACACUCGUUUAGCUUAGGUGAAUGUUUACGUGCAUGAGGAACAAACCGUCGUGUGGCUGUUCACAGAGUAGGACUGCAUACAUGUAUUGACUUGAACACAAACAAUUAUAAUUUCAAUGUAACAGCAUCGCUGCUGCUGGUUUUAUUGGGCUUUUCCCAACCUGCAUAGCGAUAAUAUCUUAGCAGUAAUAAUGAUACAAAAUGCAAGUGCAUGCGCGCUACAGCACAUCCAUCGGACACACAACACAUACUGCAAAUCAUAGAUACUGUACGUCUGGUUCCUGUGCAUGAAAAUAACCAAGUGCCAGGAGAUAACCACACACACUUAAAGUUUACACUUGGUUCGUUUGGACAUGCAAUGCUGUCACAUUAAAUACCUCUCCCUCACUCCACAUCUUUUACACUGUUGCCUGAUACUGUGAACAUCACAGUAUCAUGUGUAUCACAUGUGUGUGACAGCCGUGUCAUUCUGCUUUCAUUCUGAACCACACACACACACACACACACACACACACACACACACACACACACACACACACACACACACACACACACACACACACACACAGUAAAAAAAGCACAACGUCACUCAUGUCCAUCGCUGACUGAAAGUACUUAAAGUAGAUCUAAGAAUGUUCAUUUUUUGUAAAAAUACACAACUACUGUUUCUACUUUUGAUUUUUCUUUUUUUAUUAUUAUGCUAGAUAAUCACAGACCGAACGGCGCUUUUGUACAUUUCUCUUGGUUACUGAUGUCGUCACCAUUGUCUGUGAACACUUCAUGAUGCAAGACUUUGACAUCUACGUAGACUAAACCCAGAGAGAAAUGCAUGAUAUGAAGACAUUUGUUACACAAUAUCUCAAAGGGUCACUUCACAACUACUAAGAAAAGAUCAUUGUUGCAGCGAGACCAUUAUAAAAUGUUGGCAUUUAGGAACAUUUUUAUUUUGACAUUUAACAUCUGGUAAUCAUUAUUUUGCAGACUGACCAUUGCCUCCAUUUCACAAGCAUUAACUAUUAACUGUUAAGUCACCAUUUGCCUGCAUUGAGGUACAUGUACUUUUUUUUACACUGACUUCAAGUGGAGUGCUAUGUAGUGCAGUACGUCUAUGCAGGAUAAUAAAGGGAUUAAAAUAAUUCCUUAAAACUUCAGUCUGUGUUUUUAUGUUUUACUGAUGAAAGUAAAACUGUAAUUUAUAAGAAAACUGGUUUUAAUGAACUGACUAAUUGAUUUCAUGCUAAUUAAAAGAUGUUUUCUUUCCCUUUAA
Betta splendens (Siamese fighting fish) is the source of this 4783-nucleotide messenger RNA. Its product is annotated as protein O-GlcNAcase-like. Bases 138 to 2534 code for a protein of 798 amino acids. The record is from RefSeq and is a predicted model, not a curated record. Lineage: Eukaryota; Metazoa; Chordata; Actinopteri; Anabantiformes; Osphronemidae. Gene Ontology annotation, biological process: glycoprotein metabolic process. Gene Ontology annotation, molecular function: beta-N-acetylglucosaminidase activity. The transcript has 17 exons.